Molecule: messenger RNA, 642 nt
Organism: Bipolaris zeicola 26-R-13
Lineage: Eukaryota; Fungi; Ascomycota; Dothideomycetes; Pleosporales; Pleosporaceae
Exons: 2
Coding region: 1-642 (213 amino acids)
Source: RefSeq, a predicted model, not a curated record
AUGGCUGUAAUUUCUUCUAAAGUAAUUAUAGUGCAACAUAUUGCAACCCCGAACGCACUCGAUACGCUUCUUCAAAGCUUCGAUGGAUUGCCAAACAACCCCGCGUCCCUCUACCUCUCUACAACUGCUCAGAAUCUGAUCGUUUACGCUAUCCCAACGUGUACAACUUGCACCGUACGUACUCACAUUCACGAGGUGCAGAUGAUGGAGCUUGCGCUGCGCCGAAGAGGUAUGGACCGCAUGUGGCUUGCAGGGUUUGGCCGGUGCAUUUCCCGGGACUCAAAUCUUGACAUGAACAUGCUCGUGUUUGAAGGCUUUGGCAGAAUCGAUGAUUUCGACGAGCGGAUUCUGCAUUUGCCGGUUUUGUGGAAGAAAUACCACGAUCGGUUGCUUGCAAACCGCAAUGGAGUUGGCGGACCGUUUUGGGUAGCAAGAAUUCGUGAUGCAACACAAAAGCGACUGGCAGUAUCCUGUGGUGAAACUCAUCGAGGAUAUAGCAUCGACAGAGCCAAGAGUACUUGGGACAGAGAAAGCAUAGAAGAGCAGACUGAUUCCUGGAAUGAUGAUGUUAUGAUGGAUGCCAUCACUGGUGGCGAGUGGCUGGGCGGUGCAGAACACUGGGCAAAGUCUGACAUGCUGUAA